Triticum aestivum (bread wheat) is the source of this 687-nucleotide messenger RNA. RefSeq lists its product as uncharacterized. The record is from RefSeq and is a predicted model, not a curated record. NCBI's taxonomy places the organism in Eukaryota, Viridiplantae, Streptophyta, Magnoliopsida, Poales, Poaceae. The coding region runs from base 165 to 524 and encodes 119 amino acids. The transcript has 3 exons.
CAGUGCCUCGGACCGCCACAGUACUUCGGUCCGCUACAGUGCCCGGUUCUCCCGAUCGGCACUCGCUCGCUUCACUAUUUCGUUCUAGCUCGGCAAGAAGCAGAGGAACAGCGAAACCCUAGAUCCCGCCGCCGCCGCCGCCGCCAACAAACUCGCAAGACCUGAUGGCGCUGCGUUCUCUGCUGACGAAGGUGCCGGCCCUUGGUCUCAGGUCUCGGGGGCCCGUCCACGCGCUCUCGCCGCCGCCGGCUGCUCGGCUUUUGUCCAGUGGUGGUCCGGGGGGACAAAUCAUUUCUGAAGGAAGUCCUACUACCAUAUAUUCUGAAGAAGUAAAAGCCCUGGAAACAGACUGCGAAAGGCUCCAGGAGAAGAUACACAGGGACAUGGAUAGUUUUUCUGAACUUCUGAGGUCUGAUGCUGAAUAUUAUCGAAGGCUUACCAAGCAACUUAAAAUGGUGGACACUGCAUGUGGUGCUGCUAUAGUCCUGGGUGUGUCGGCAGCAGUUUUUAUGACGGUUAUUUGAUUUCUAGGGUGGUGGAUAUUUUACUAUGAGUAAAUUUUAAGCUAUAAUGGUUGGAUAUGUGCCUGAUUUCAGAUAUUAAGCUAUAAGGUACUUAUGUAUUAAGUGACCAGCAGUUAUGGUGUACCUUCGUUUCGAAGGAGUAAUCGUAAUGUUUGAAGGUGUA